Molecule: messenger RNA, 5188 nt
Organism: Drosophila bipectinata
Lineage: Eukaryota; Metazoa; Arthropoda; Insecta; Diptera; Drosophilidae
Gene: Uggt
Product: UDP-glucose-glycoprotein glucosyltransferase
Cellular component (GO): endoplasmic reticulum
Molecular function (GO): UDP-glucose:glycoprotein glucosyltransferase activity
Source: RefSeq, a predicted model, not a curated record
CCCAUUACGCGACAGCCGGUUAAACGCCACAUCAGUUCUAAAUUUAAUUAAAAAAAGUGGUCCAAAGCCAGCUGAAAACUGGUGAAAAUUGCAAAUAGUGAGCCAGUGAAGCUUAGGGAUCUUGGGUGUUAGCUUUCCCGUUAUGUGCGUGUCGAAAAACACCUAGAAAACAAGAGGAAACCAUGUUACGUGCAGCGGCGUUGUGUGUGUCUGUGGUGCUCUUGGCACUAUUUUCGCCGAUUUCUGCGGAAUCGAGCAAGAGCUACCCUAUCACCACUCUAAUCAAUGCCAAGUGGACGCAGACUCCACUUUAUCUGGAGGUUGCCGAGUAUCUGGCCGACGAACAGGCAGGACUCUUCUGGGACUAUGUCCAGGGAGUCACCAAACUGGACACGGCUCUGAACGAAUAUGAUACGGAGUCGCAGCAGUACAACGCUGCCUUGGAGUUGGUCAAGAGCCACGUGAGCUCGCCACAACUACCUCUACUUAAGUUGGUGGUCUCCACGCACAGCUUAACGCCGCGUAUCCAGACGCACUUUCAAUUGGCCCAAGAGUUGAGAAGCGGAGGCGCCUGUGACGGUUCCACUUUUGCCCAGGUUGGUACCGAGCUGGCCUGCAGUUACGCGGAGUUGCAGAAAAAAUUGGGACUCCCACUGGCCAAGGAAAGCCUGGAUGCCCCGGUGGUAACCUAUAGCUUCGAUCAUAUCUUCCCCGGCAGCGAGAACAACACCCGCACUGUGGUUCUAUACGGCGAUCUGGGAAGCUCUCAAUUCCGUACUUAUCACAAGCUGUUGGAAAAGGAGGCUAACAGCGGAAAGAUACGUUAUAUCUUGCGGCAUCAGUUGGCUAGCAAAGACACUCGUCCUGUGAGGCUUUCAGGUUACGGCGUGGAACUGCACUUGAAAUCCACAGAGUAUAAGAGCCAGGACGAUGCACCAAAACCAGAGGCGGGGGCCUCUUCUGACGACUCUGAUGAUCUGUCAAAUGAGUCAGAUGUCCAAGGCUUCGAUUUUAAAAUCCUGAAGCAGAAGCACCCCGCACUGAAAAGGGCUUUGGAUCAACUGCGUCAACGACUUUUGCAGGGCAACGAUGAAAUCGCCCAGCUGAAAGCAUGGGAGUUCCAGGAUCUGGGUCUGCAAGCUGCCGCAGCAGUGGCGGAAAUCCAGGGAGACGAAACGCUACAGAUUCUGCAGUACAUCGCCCAUAAUUUCCCCAUGUUGGCCCGCACUCUUUUGGCUCACAAAGUAACGGAUGCUUUAAGGGCAGAGGUCAAGCAUAAUACGGAUGUUUUUGGCAGAAGUUUGAAUGUGGCGCCGCCAGAUGGAGCCCUUUUCAUAAACGGACUCUUCUUUGAUGCCGACACCAUGGAUUUGUACUCCCUGGUAGAAACUCUGCGCUCGGAGAUGCGUGUUUUGGAAAGUUUGCACAGCAACAGUGUCCGAGGAAAUCUGGCCAGUUCACUACUAGCUUUAGAUCUCACCGCGUCCAGCAAAAAGGAGUUCGCCAUCGAUAUUCGCGAUACAGCUGUUCAAUGGAUCAAUGAUAUUGAAAACGACGCCCAAUACCGGCGUUGGCCUGCAUCUGUGAUGGAUCUCCUGCGUCCCACAUUCCCCGGAAUGUUGCGAAAUAUCAGAAAGAACGUGUUCAACUUGGUGUUGGUUGUUGAUGUCCUGCAGCCCCUGGCUAGGAGUGUGAUAAAGCUGUCCGAAUCAUUCGUUAUCCAUCAGGCUCCCAUCCGCCUGGGUAUAGUUUUUGAUGCCCGGGAUGCUAACAAGGAUAAUCUGGAGGACUACAUUGCCAUUACCUGCGCCUUCAACUAUGUGAGUCAAAAGAAGGACGCCCGGGCCGCGCUGAGUUUCCUCACAGACAUUUAUGCCGCCGUUGGCGAGACCAAGGUGGUGAAGAAGAAGGACAUCGUAAAGCAGCUGGCAAAGGAGUUCUCAACUCUAUCCUUUUCCAAGGCUGAGGAGUUUUUGGACGAGGAUGGCACCUACGAUUAUGGCAGGGAAUUGGCGGCCGAGUUCAUCCAGAGGCUUGGAUUCCCGGAUAAGGGCCAACCACAAGCCCUGAUGAAUGGUGUCCCCAUGCCAUCGAAUAUUGUGACAGCCGAUAGCGACUUUGAGGAGGCUAUUUUCACGGAGAUUAUGAGUCACACCUCCAAUCUGCAGAAAGCCGUUUACAAGGGCGAUAUGACGGAUAACGACGUGGCCAUCGACUACCUAAUGAAUCAGCCGCAUGUCAUGCCUCGCCUCAACCAAAGGAUUCUCAGUCAGGAUGAUGUCAAGUAUCUGGAUAUUAAUGGCGUGGCCUACACCAAUCUGGGAAAUGUGGCUGCUUUAAAUAAGCUUUCCAACCGCGACAUGACCGCCACCUUAAUGGAGAAUCUCAAGUACUUUGGCGGAAAGAAAUCCACGGAAAAGAUUGGACGUUCAUCGCUGCAAUUCCUAACUCUGUGGGUGUUUGCCGACUUAAACGAGGAGCAGGGCAGAUCUCUGCUUACCCAUGCUUUGGAAUAUGUGCAGAGUGGCGAGAGUGUUCGCCUGGCCUUUAUUCCCAAUACCGAAAGUUCCGGAGCGGAUAAGAAGAAUCUGAAUCGCUUGGUUUGGGCUGCUAUGCAAUCGCUGCCACCGACUCAGGCCACUGAGCAGGUUCUCAAGUGGUUGAAGAAGCCAAAGGAGAAGAUUGAAAUACCAUUGCAACUGGAGGACAUCCUUGGCUCCACUGAGCUCCAUCUGAAGAUGCUUAGGGUUUAUGCUCAGCGCGUUUUGGGUUUGAAUAAAUCCCAGCGUCUGGUAAUUGGAAAUGGGCGUCUUUAUGGCCCUCUCACCUCCGAUGAAAGCUUUGAUAGCGCUGAUUUUGCCUUGUUGGCCAGAUUCAGCUCCCUGCAGUAUGGCGACAAGGUGCGUCAGGUCCUUAAGGAGUCCGCUCAAGAUGUCAGCGAGCAGUUCACCAGCGAUACCUUGCUUAAGCUCUACGCCAGCUUGCUGCCCAGGCAGACCAAGACACGUUUCAAGCUGCCCACUGACCUAAAGUCUGAUCAUUCGGUGGUCAAGCUGCCUCCAAAACAGGAGAAACUGCCACACUUUGAUAUAGUUGCCGUUUUGGAUCCCGCUUCCCGAGCAGCCCAGAAGCUGACACCGAUUUUAAUCCUGCUGCGACAGGUGCUCAACUGCCAGUUGAAUCUCUACCUCAUUCCUGUGCCCCAGCACAGCGAUAUGCCGGUGAAGAACUUCUACAGAUACGUAGUUGAACCAGAGGUUCAGUUCGAGGCUAAUGGUGGAAGGUCUGAGGGACCUCUGGCCAAAUUCAGUGGACUGCCGGCCAAUCCUUUGCUGACACAACAGCUCCAGGUUCCAGAGAACUGGCUUGUGGAAGCAGUACGUGCCGUUUACGAUCUGGAUAACAUUAAACUAACCGAUAUUGGUGGACCCGUGCACAGCGAGUUCGAUCUGGAAUAUCUAUUGCUGGAAGGCCACUGCUUUGACGCCUCCAGUGGAGCUCCCCCCAGGGGCUUGCAGUUGGUGUUGGGCACUCAGAGCCAGCCCACCCUAGUAGACACCAUUGUGAUGGCCAAUCUGGGCUACUUCCAACUGAAGGCCAACCCAGGAGCCUGGUCGCUGCGAUUGCGUGAAGGAAAAUCCACAGAUAUCUAUAGCAUAAGCCAUGUGGAAGGCACCAACACUCAUCACGCCGCGGGAACCAAUGAUGUUCAGGCUUUGAUCACCUCGCUGCGCUCUCAUGUGAUCAAGUUACGGGUUUCUAAGAAACCGGGAAUGCAGCAGGCGGAACUCCUUUCGGAUGACAACGAACAGGCAGGGCAGUCGGGAAUCUGGAACAGCAUUGCCAGCAGUUUUGGUGGAUCCAAUAGCAACCAGGCAGCCACCGACGAGGAUACGGAAACCAUAAACAUCUUCUCAGUGGCAUCGGGCCAUCUGUAUGAGCGUCUCUUGAGGAUUAUGAUGGUCUCCCUGCUGAAACACACGAAAUCCCCGGUGAAGUUUUGGUUCUUGAAGAACUAUCUCUCCCCUCAGUUCACCGAUUUCCUGCCCCACAUGGCCAGUGAAUACAACUUCCAGUAUGAACUGGUCCAGUACAAAUGGCCACGAUGGCUGCACCAGCAGACGGAGAAGCAGCGAACUAUUUGGGGAUACAAGAUUCUCUUCCUGGACGUGCUCUUCCCGCUGAAUGUCAGAAAAAUCAUUUUUGUGGAUGCCGAUGCGAUUGUUCGAACGGAUAUCAAGGAGCUGUAUGACCUGGAUCUCGGUGGAGCUCCCUAUGCCUACACACCCUUCUGUGAUUCGCGCAAGGAGAUGGAGGGCUUCAGGUUCUGGAAGCAGGGAUACUGGCGCAGUCACUUGAUGGGCCGAAGGUAUCACAUAUCGGCCCUGUACGUGGUGGACUUGAAGCGAUUCCGCAAGAUUGCAGCUGGCGACAGGCUGCGUGGCCAAUACCAGGCCCUCAGCCAGGAUCCAAACAGUUUGUCCAAUUUGGAUCAGGACUUGCCCAACAAUAUGAUCCACCAGGUGGCCAUUAAGUCACUGCCCGAUGAUUGGUUGUGGUGCCAGACAUGGUGCAGCGACAGUUCCUUCAAGAGUGCCAAGGUAAUCGAUCUGUGCAACAAUCCGCAGACCAAGGAGGCUAAGCUCACGGCCGCCCAGAGGAUUGUGCCCGAGUGGAAGGACUACGAUGCGGAACUAAAGACCCUGUUGGCUCGAGUCGAGGAUCACGAGAACUCCCACGGUCGGGAGUCGACGGACGAUGAGUAUCAUUCAUCCAACGAUCAGGUCGUCACCACUGCCUCAACGCCGCCUCAUGAACCCAAGCACGGCGAGCUGUGAUCCACGCGUAGUUAAAGAAACGAGUUUAGUGAAUUUAAGUCUAAUAUCGAUGGAUACACACUUGAUUAACAUUUAGCUAAGACCCUACCUCGAGAAACGACUAAACAUAUUUGUACAUUUUAAUUAGAGCAUAAUGCAAAUCAUAACUACGAUAAAACUACAAGAUAACUCACUAAAGUCUGAAAUGAUUUUUAAAAUUUUGUUUCAAAUGAUUUUCUUGUCUUGCAUUCCAAGAGCCGUAGCCACUAAACGAUUUAAGCUGAAUUGAAUGUCAUUAUAAUUAAAAUACACUGAAUGCGCCUUUAAGAUGAAAAGUUUGUAUUAAAAGUUAAAGCGAUUCGAUAGAAAUU